AUGGCCCUGCUGCUGCUCCAGGCCCUGCCCGAGGGGCUGCCCGCCGGCGCGGAGCCCGCCCAGACAGGAGAAGGGUUUUGGCUGGUGUGGACCAUCAUCAUCAUCCUCAGCUGCUGUUGUGCUUGCCAUCACCGCCGCACCAAGCACCGCCUGCAGGCCCAGCAGCGGCAGCACGAGAUCAACCUGAUCGCCUACCGGGAGGCCCAUAACUACUCAGCCCUGCCCUUCUAUUUCCGGUUUUUGCCAAAUUAUUUGCUACCUCCCUAUGAGGAAGUGGUGAACCGACCGCCGACCCCCCCGCCCCCGUACAGUGCCUUACAUCAGCAGUGUGUCCCAGCAGGCAGCAGUAGCACAAUCCCGGACACGCCCAGAGCCCUGCAGCCAGCACAGAGCAGCUCUGCAGCACCCAGCAGCAAUACCAGCAGUACUGACAGCACCGGGGCGCCCGGCCGCGGGGACCCCGAGCCCUCCACCACCGUGCUGGGUGAGAGAGCCGUGGCCAAAACGCAACGCAUGGAGCCCAGCGGCGCCAGCACGGGAGCCGAGCUGGUGGAGAGGGCCGGUCCCGAUAAGGAUACGGAGUGCAAGGAGGAACUGCUGAAAGGUUACAGCUCUAAAAGCUUGGAGCAAAGCGGCGCCAUCCCCGACGCCAAGGACAAGACGCCGGGCAGGCAGCGCCGUUUCACCGGCGACUCGGGCAUAGAAGUGUGUGUGUGUGCAACCGGGCAUCACCACGACGACCUCAAGGACUUUGAUGGGCUCAUUGACGACGCUCUGGACGGGCCCCUGGACUUCUGCGACAGCUGCAGCAGCCGUCCCCACGGGGACGAGGAGGAAGGGCUCUUCAGUGCCACGGAGGAGCUCUUUUUGUUUGCACGCCACGGGGUUUGAUUUACA
Molecule: messenger RNA, 897 nt
Organism: Oenanthe melanoleuca
Lineage: Eukaryota; Metazoa; Chordata; Aves; Passeriformes; Muscicapidae
Product: WW domain binding protein 1-like
Source: RefSeq, a predicted model, not a curated record